AUGGCCAGGGACUGUCAAAAUCCUGAUUUAAAAAUUGCAAAAUUUAAGAGAGCAUUAGCCAAAUCAAAAGCAGAGAUUGAGAGGUUACCCGUCAAGAGAAAGUUAGCUUUCAGCGAGGAAGAUGUUCUUUCAUAUGCUAGCGUAGAAAGAAAAGAGUUAGCAGUAUCAAUUAAAAAGUCGAAUGGACCUUUAAGAGGAAGUAUCCGCAAUUCGUAUGCUGAUCUUUCAGACUUUGAGGACGAUUUGGAGGAACUAAUAAAUGCGAUUAUUGAUCACCGCAACAAAUUAGUGCACUCUGGCGCUGGCGAACUUGAGAGUGUAUUUGACGAAAAACGAGUUCACUUAGGAGAAAGAAUCUCCCUCAAGUACGACGUUUACAAGGAGAUAUAUGAUUUGCUGUAUCCUUCAAAGUUUGUCAAAGAUCUCGCUAAAACGAUUUGGAAAAGAACAAAUUUGGUAAAACGUUAUAUCCCGUCUCAAAGAGUAGACAUUCUCAUUCAGUUACCCCAUCGAUCUGCACGGAAAAAAAUUACAACCAAAGAAAUUAAGAGUAUUAAAAAGUUGAAGUUGAUGAGGAGAAUUUCUUUUUGGAUGCAUUGGAGGAAAAUGAUGAGGAUGGUUUAGGUUUAGCUGAAAGUGGCGAAUUUCCAUUCAAGAAGUGUUUUUCAUCGCUUGAUGACAUGGUAAACAAUGAAGAAAUCUAAUAACCAGUAAAUGUUCCAGUUAACAAAAAUCGAAGUGAAAUAAUACUUAUGAUUGUAAAGUAUGCAAUUGUUCAUGCUUUGUCCUUGACCGAAAUUACAGAUUUAUUUAUGUUAAUUAACUGUGAUUUUGCGUACCAUAUUAUACAAAACACCAGGUAUUUAAUCGACAAAUUGUUUUACCCGAAAAAUAGUAUGGAACUUCAUGCGACAUGUCAUAAGUGUGGCGGAUACAUAGGUAAAUUUAGAAAAAAAGAUCACUUUCUGAAAUGCAAAGUAUGCAAAAUCAAUAUUGAGGUUAAAGACUACAAAUACAAAGAUUUUUUGUCACUUUAGAUGCAUCUUCACAUAUAUCAAAGUUGAUCGAGACAAAUAGUGAAUAUAAUACUUUUGUUGUCAGCGAAAGAGUUUACAAAAAAGGUUUAAUGCCGGAUAUUUAUGACGGUAAACUUUACCGCGAUUUUGUAAAAUGUUUAAGUCCGGCUGACAAACACAACUAUACUACUUUAAUCUUUAACACCGAUUGGGUACAGUUAUUCAGCAGUUCAGCAUAUUCUCUUUGGCCGAUUUUUGUAAUGGUAAACGAAUUACUGAUGCACACUAGAAGAAAAGAGCUAAUUCUCGUUGGUCUUUGGUUUGGGAAAAACAAGCCAAAUAUGAAUGUCUUCCUCGGUCCGUUCGUAAAUAAUAUGAAUGCUCUUGCACGAAAGGAGUCCAUUGCAAGAUAAACGACGAAGAAGUUAAUGUCAAAGUUUUUACUAAAGUCUGUUGCGUUGAUUCUAUAGCUCGCACUCCACUUUAGGGAUUUACCCAAUUUAAUGAAUUAUAUGGAUUUAAUCAGUGCCUCCAUCCUGGGGAGUGCGUUAAGAAUCCGAAUAAAGCUAAUUCUCGGGAUUCAGGAAAUAUUAAGUAUCCUUUGCAAAAUAAGGUUCCAA
Messenger RNA from Belonocnema kinseyi, 1636 nucleotides. RefSeq lists its product as uncharacterized. The coding region runs from base 1 to 624 and encodes 207 amino acids. The transcript has 5 exons. NCBI's taxonomy places the organism in Eukaryota, Metazoa, Arthropoda, Insecta, Hymenoptera, Cynipidae. The record is from RefSeq and is a predicted model, not a curated record.